Messenger RNA from Sorghum bicolor (sorghum), 2372 nucleotides. RefSeq names its product MACPF domain-containing protein NSL1. Gene Ontology annotation, cellular component: plasma membrane. The transcript has 5 exons. Gene Ontology annotation, biological process: plant-type hypersensitive response; regulation of salicylic acid mediated signaling pathway. The record is from RefSeq and is a predicted model, not a curated record. The coding region runs from base 208 to 2076 and encodes 622 amino acids. NCBI's taxonomy places the organism in Eukaryota, Viridiplantae, Streptophyta, Magnoliopsida, Poales, Poaceae.
CGCCGCGACGGGCUGCGCUGCGCUGCGUGCGCAGUCCACGCCCACGCCGCACGACAGGCCGAUGGAAUAGUACCGUACCGUGCCGGUGGCGGCACAGCUGCAGCUCGGGCCGGCCUCCCCGAGUCCCCGUCGCGGCUGCGUCCGUUAUAACCCCCGCCCGGACGCACGGGGCAGAGCAGAGGGGGGGUACCGGACGACGGACGGACGAUGACGACGACGCGAGGCUCCAGGGGGGCGCGCAUGACCGCGCAGGACGCGGCGGAGGCGGCCGUGGGCGCGGUCGGGUGCGGCUACGACGUCACAGGGGACCUCCGCCUGGGCCGCGCAAAGCCCGGUGGCCGGCUGGUGGACCUCGACGCCGCCGGGACCGGGACAUCCCCGCGGGACCUGGCGUUCCCGGGCGGCGCCGUCGUGGCGGGCGUGCCGGCCGGUGUCGUCGCCGACAAGGGCGAGCGCGCGCGGUUCCGCUCCGACGUGCUCCCCUUCGCGCAGAUGGCGGAGCAGGUGAACCGGUCGCUGUCGCUGGCGGGCAGCAAGAUCCCCUCGGGCGCCUUCAACGCCAUGUUCGACUACCGCGGGUGCUGGCACCGCGACGCCGCCGCCACGCGCAGCCUCUGCUUCGACGCCCGCCUCGUCGAGCUCUACAGCGUCGAGGCCGUGCGCGCGCACCUCGCCCUCAGGGAGGACGUCAAGCGGGACCUGCCGGCCUCCUGGGAUCCCCCCGCGCUCGCCGAGUUCAUCGACAAGUACGGGACCCACGUCAUCGUCGGGGUGAAGAUGGGAGGGAAGGACGUGGUGUGCGUGAAGCAGCUCAAGGGCUCUGACCUCACGCAGAGCGACGUGCAGGCCCGGCUCAAGAAGCUCGCCGACGACAGGCUCUCGUCCUCGUCACAGGAGGAUUCCACGGCAGGUUCCGGUUCCGCCGCGGGAGACGGCAGGCUGUCGCAGGGGCUAAACGGUAAAUUUGGCCCCGGAUCAGCCGCCUGGCAGUCCUUCAGAUCACCCGUUGUGUCUCAAAAGGAUGACAUGGUGUGCAUUCACAUCAGGAGGGGCGGCGUCGACAGCGGGCAGUGCCACAGCAAGUGGCUCUCCACCAUCACCGGCUUCCCGGACGUGAUCUCCAUGUCGUUCGUGCCCAUAACGAGCCUGCUCACCGGCGUCCGGGGCAGCGGCUUCCUCAACCACGCCGUGAACCUCUACCUCAGAUACAAGCCGCCCAUAGAAGAGCUCCAGCAGUUUCUCGAGUUCCAGGUGCCUCGACUCUGGGCUCCAGAGUUCGGUGAGCUCCCGCUGUGUCUCCAGCGGAGGAAGAACAGCCUGCCGUCUCUCCAGUUCACCCUCAUGGGCCCUAAACUUCACGUCAACACUGCCAAGGUCGAUUCCAGCAACCGCCCGGUGACCGGCAUCCGGCUGUUCCUGGAAGGCAAGAAGAACGACCGGCUGGGCGUCCACCUGCAGCACCUCUCGGCGACGCCCGGCGCGGUCACGGUGCUCGGCGAGGCCGCGUCGGCGGAGGACGCGGCGGUGAACGAGCGCGACUACAUCGAGCCCGUCCGGUCGCCGCUGCUCUCGCACAUCUGCACGGCGCCCGUGCAGUACAACGGCGCGCGGAUCGACGACUGCGCCGCCAUCGUCACCAGCGCGUGGCUCGAGGUGCGGGACGCCUGCUGCCUCAAGAAGGUGCUCUUCCUGCGCCUCGGCUUCUCCGGCGUCGCCGCCAUGAAGAUCCGCCGCUCCGAGUGGGACGGGCCUUUCGUCGUGCCGCGGAAGUCCGGGUCGCUGUCGGCGCGGCUCAGCGCCGCGCUGUCCGGUGGCCUGGCGCCGGUGCCGGUGCCGCAGGCGGAGGAGAAGGUGGAGGUGAACUCCGCCAUUUUCCCCAAGGGACCGCCGGUGCCGCUCCCGGUUCAGAAGAUGGCCAGGCACAUUGACACCACCGAGGUGAGCAGGGGCCCCGACGACCUGCCGGGCUACUGGGUGGUCACCGGCGCUAAGCUGUGCAUGGAGGGCGGCAAGGUUGCGCUCAAGGUCAAGUACUCGUUGCUCAUCGCAGUGCAAGAGGACACUGACGGACACUGAUCACGUUUGAGGCCUCCACAUUACGUUUGAGGCCUCCACAUUCCACAUUGCCGUCUUCUUUGUGUCUUUUGUUGCCGUGGUGUACAGUUCAGUUGUGCGCAUGUGUAGAUAAUGCAGAGUGCGCACGCUGCAUACAUAGAGGCAAGGCAACUAUGUUGUACAGAAUACAGCGUGCCCGGAGGCUGAUGUUUUGGUUUGUUGAUUCAGUUCUUGCAAAUCUAGGAACAGUUUAGGUUUAGAUAUAUGGAGAAAGUACCCGAUUUGAUUGAAAAUGAGAGAAAAUAGUUCUGGUUGCA